GUGACAUUAAAAUGAAUUCAGUGACAAAUCUAACAGAAUUACCUAUAGAAAUUCUACUUAAAAUAUUUAAAUAUGUUGGCAAUCGAUGGAAUCUUUCUACUGUGUCAUUGCAAUUCUAUGACAUUGUUUGUGAAAUCGAAAAAGAGAAAUUUUGUUUAAAACUUAUUGAUAUUAAAGAUGAUGAUAAGUAUUUAUCUAUUAUGAACACUAAGAGAACUUUCAAUCAUAUUAAGAUUGUAAACUGCAGAUCGCUUGACCAUCACGUGAUUUUACGGAUUAAAGAAGUUCUCGGAAAGUUUGAGGAAAAAGUAAAAACAUUUGAGAUAAAUAGUUCAACAUUUCAUGAAAACGAAGUUGUAGACAUACUUAAUGAGCUUCAAAAUGUUGAAAACAUUAUUUUCUAUGAUCUUGAAUAUUCCAGUACUGAUGAAUCGAAUGGAAUUCUAAAGUUGAACAAUUUGCAGAAGUUCAGUUUUCAUUUAUGCAAUGUGAAGAUUCCGGAUAUUGUUCUGAAACUACCAGACUCUACUGUCCAAAGUUUAGUAAUUGAAAAUUGUAUUUUAAAACAUCAAACACUCGAAAAGAUUUUCGGAAAUCAAGGAAACAUCAGAGAACUAGAAUUCGAUCCUUAUUAUGUCAAGCCGCAAUCGAUGGAACAUUUGAAGCUGAGGAAUGUCAAACUCAUGUGUAAUCGCAAUGUUGCUGCAUUGUUGAAGAAUCAACGGGGACUUGAAAACUUAGAUCUUUCAAGAGCUCACAUAAGUGACAGUGAAUUCUCAAUCAUUUGCACUCUCGACAAUUUAAAGUGUUUGAAACUUUGGAUCGAUCGAGUUUCAUGUGACAUUCUGUACAAUUUACGAAACUUGUCGAAAUUGAAUGAGUUGAUGUUGAACUAUGAUCGCUUGGAAAUUGAAUAUAUUAGGAAUAUUAGUACAAUAAAAAUUCCUUCUCUACGAAAGUUGAAAAUAAAAUUUCCACGAUUGAAAAUUCUUUCUGAAAGUUUUUCUGAAAUAUCAUUAAACAUGCCAAAUAUUAAUUAUCUUAACAUCAGUAAUCAAUCAAUAGGUGUUCUUGGAACUUUAAUUGAUAGCUUUAAAAACCUUGAAACGCUGAUUCUUGGCUGUGAUUCUGAUUCACCAGAAGUUGUUGAUUUUCCGCUCAAUAAUGUGCAACACUUGAAGCUCAAGGAACUUUGCCUGCACAGUUCAUAUGUUGAUCAAAAGACUUUCAAGUGCUCAAACACGAUUCUCGAGAUCAUUAACCACUCCCUCAUCAACCUUGAGAAGUUAAAAUUGCGAAAUGUCAUCGCACUCGACUGUCAUCAACUCGAGCGAAUCUUUUCUAGUCACCAAAAACUUUCGCACUUUUUCAUCAUCACCUGCAAUCCUGAAGUAGAAUUCAACGAUGAUUUUGUAAAAAUUUUACGUAAUUAUCACAAACAAUUAAAUUAUUUCCAAUCCCGCGGAUCUAAAAUCAAAAUUCAUAAGAAAAAUCUAGAAAAAAAUUUCAUCAAAGAAUUUUCCUUCGUGAAAAUUCGACCAUGGGAAAGUCAAAUAGUUUUAAAAAACUUCAAGUGGUUACAUGCUGAUGAUGACUGA
This is a messenger RNA of Clunio marinus, 1598 nucleotides long. The record is from the annotation of a GenBank genome assembly. Lineage: Eukaryota; Metazoa; Arthropoda; Insecta; Diptera; Chironomidae.